UUGUAACGGGUGAGCAUUUCUUGGUUUAAUUUUAUGACAUCAAUGUCCAUGAACCAUUAAAAAGAAAUUAAUAGAAGAAAUUAAGGCACGUAACAUGCGGUAUUUCCUCGGAAUCCAACCAGCGCAAAUCUCCCUCACUCCCACUUUACCUCCUCGCUUGUUGGCUGGCAACGCCGACAACGCCAUUUUGUCUUCAACAGUACACUUCCCCCGAACGCUAAUUUCCCAGCUGCUCCGCUGUUCUUCCCCUUCCUUUGGCUCAGAUGUAGCCUUUGAAAAAGAGUCUACCUGCGAACUACAGAGGUUUGGAUUCCGACGUUCGAUUCAUGUCUUCCUCUUCCUCUAAUUUCUAGUUCUUGUCUAAUGCCGGAAAAGCUCCCUACUAACUGUCCGACGCUGCCCAUGUUAAUAUGCGCAGAUUGAGGAGGAUUAAAAAUGAAGCAAAUCAAUCAAGUAUAACGGUUAUUAUGCAAGGUUUUCGCUGUAUCUUCGAUUAUAUGUUAUUUCUCCUCUGAGAGAAAUAGAGCCUAACAAUGGCGAGUUGGAUGCUUCUGUUCUUCCUUUCCUUUUGCUAUUUGGGUUCGUUGGUGUCCGGCGAGACGGACCCAAACGAUUUCGCCGUUCUGGACGAGUUUCGAAAGGGGCUAAACAAUCCUGAGUUGCUGAAAUGGCCUGACUCAGGGGACGACCCCUGCGGCCCUCCGCUUUGGCCGCAUGUCGUCUGUUCUGGCUCUCGCGUGACGCAGAUCCAAGUCCAGAACUUGGGUCUCAGUGGCCAAUUGCCCAAGCGUUUCAACCGGCUUUCUAAUCUUAUAAAUCUCGGGUUUCAAAGGAACAAUUUUUCCGGCCCACUUCCAACUUUUAGAGGUCUCUCCAAUUUACAGUAUGCAUACCUCGUCAACAACGAGUUCGAUACCAUACCCUCUGAUUUCUUCGUCGGGCUCACCAGCUUGCUUGAAAUCGCCUUGGAUCAAAACCCUUUGAAUAAAACCUCCGGUUGGGCAAUCCCUCCGGACUUGGAGGCCUCCACCCAGUUGAGGAAUUUGUCUUUGAUCCAAUGCAAUGUGGCGGGCAAGCUGCCAGAUUUUUUGGGCACAAUGCCAAUGUUGAGUACCUUGAAGCUCUCCUACAAUAUGCUGUCAAGUGAGAUACCGGAGAGCUUCGCAGGCUCUUCUUUGCAGACCAUUUGGCUUAAUAAUCAGGAUGGAACUGGGCUUACAGGUCGGCUGGAUGUGAUUUCAUCUAUGGCUUCCUUAAACGAUGUUUGGCUGCAUGGAAAUAGUUUUAAUGGUCCAAUCCCUUCGGGAAUUGGAGCUUGCACUUCUUUGACCCGGCUAUGGCUUAACAACAACCAGCUUGUUGGUCUUAUUCCGGAAAAUUUGACAACCUUACCUCGUCUCCAGUCUCUGAAGUUGGAUAACAACAAUUUGAUGGGUCCGAUACCAAAGGUGAAGUUUGCAAAUUUCACUUAUGCUUUCAAUUCAUUCUGCGAGUCCACUCCUGGAGUUUCUUGCUCUCCGCCGGUCACUGCGCUUCUUGAUUUCCUUGGUGGUGUGAACUACCCGUUAAAAUUGGCUUCUUCUUGGAGAGGAAAUGAUCCAUGCACCGGUGACUGGUUUGGAGUUUCCUGCUCUAAUGGUGAGGCCUCUGUACUAAAUUUACCACUUUUACAUCUGAGUGGAAUAAUUAGCCCCUCGCUUGGGGAGUUGGGUUCAUUAGUGGAUAUCAGGCUUGGGGACAAUAACUUGACCGGAACUAUACCUGAAAAUUUUACUGGUUUGACAAAGCUGAGGAUGCUAAAUGUUUCUGCUAAUAAUUUAGCCCCCCCAGUUCCCAAAUUUAGCCGUAGUGUGACACUCCUUACAGAUGGAAACCCAUUGUUGAAGAGUUCUCCUCCUGCUGCUUCUCCUACUGGUAGUUCACCUCCUAUUGAGCCACCUGCUCCUUCAGGAAAUGUUUCUCCUGGCUCUGGGAGUUCCACUUCUCCUUCUCCACCUCGUAAUGAUUCAAGCAGCCCACCAGCAGCUGAUAUGAAAAGAAAUCAGUCUGGUUCCCAUAUAUCGACAAUCUUGAUCUUUGUAGUUUUAGCUGCCAUUGUGGUCUUGGUGAUUUUGUUUGUAGUUAUCCUAAUUUGGUGCAAGCAGAAGGGCAAAACCAGAUUUGUGGCGUCACAAUCUGUUGUUAUGCAUCCAAAGAGUUCACCAGAUACAGAUAAUCAUAUCAAAUUCACUGUGACUAACAGUUCUAAUGGCAGCACCUCCAUAAGUAAUUUGCUUAAUGGGAGCGGAAGCUUUAUGAGCAGAGCACUCUCAAGUGAUGAUGGAAACUUCACUAUUUCCUUUCAGCUUCUUCGCAGCUCAACCAAUAAUUUUUCUUCAGAAAAUGUGCUUGGGCGGGGAGGUUUUGGGGUUGUUUACAAGGGAGAGUUACUUGAUGGAAUGAUGAUAGCAGUGAAAAGAAUGGAAGCUGCUACAUUAAGCAACAAAGCUCUGGAUGAGUUCCAAGCUGAAAUUGUUGUUCUUUCUAAAGUCAGACAUCGUAAUUUGGUUUCUAUGAUGGGUUACUCGGUGGAAGGCCAUGAAAGACUUCUUGUCUAUGAAUACCUCCCCAAUGGUGCUUUAAGCAAGCAUCUAUUCCAUUGGAGGAAUUUAAACUUGGAGCCUCUUUCAUGGAAGAAGAGACUUAAUAUUGGAUUGGAUGUGGCACGAGGAAUGGAGUAUCUCCAUAGCUUGACUCAAGAAAGCUUCAUUCACCGAGACCUCAAGUCCUCAAAUAUUUUACUCGACGAUGAAUACCGAGCUAAAGUCUCUGAUUUCGGAUUGGUGAAGUUGGCUCCUAAUGGCAAUAACUCAGUGGUUACCAGACUGGCUGGUACAUUUGGAUAUUUAGCUCCUGAAUAUGCUGUGACCGGAAAAAUCACAACAAAAGCUGAUGUGUAUAGCUUUGGAGUGGUUUUGAUGGAACUCAUGACAGGAAUGGCGGCUCUUGAUGAGGACCGUCCGGAAGAAACCCGUUACCUUGCCUCGUGGUUCACAGAAAUAAAAUCUGAUAAAACAAAGCUUUAUGAUGCCAUUGAUGCCACACUCGAGAACAAAGAAGAAAAUUUUGAGAGCAUAGUUACUGUUGCUGAACUGGCAGGCCACUGUGCAGCUAGGGAACCACAUAGGCGUCCUGAAAUGGGCUAUGCUGUGAAUGUCUUGGCUUCACUGGCAAACAAAUGGAAGCCGGCGGAUGAUGAGCAGGAGGAAUAUUUUGGCAUUGAUCUUCAUCAACCUCUUAUUCAGUUAGUGAAGGGUUGGCAGGAUAGCGAAGCGAUGUAUUCUUCAGCUGUUGAUGAUAGCAAAGGAAGCAUACCAUCGAAGCCUGCAGGGUUUGCUGAAUCCUUCACUUCUGCUGAUGGCCGGUGAAAUGUGCUUGGUAUUAUAUCCGUUCUUAUUUAUGUCAACAAGUUUUGUUUAUAUCUGUGCUGCUACAUUUUUCUGCAAUAUAUAUCUUUGCUUUGUGUUUGUUAGUAUUAUUUUUUUGAAUUUAGAUGACAAUUUUGUGAGUUUGUGGAUAGGAAUGUUAUGCAUGGUGAAUGCACUUGAUUUCAUCUGUUUGUUA
This is a messenger RNA of Phalaenopsis equestris, 3603 nucleotides long. Its product is annotated as receptor protein kinase TMK1-like. The coding region runs from base 534 to 3407 and encodes 957 amino acids. The transcript has 3 exons. NCBI's taxonomy places the organism in Eukaryota, Viridiplantae, Streptophyta, Magnoliopsida, Asparagales, Orchidaceae. Gene Ontology annotation, biological process: protein phosphorylation. Gene Ontology annotation, molecular function: ATP binding; protein kinase activity; protein binding. The record is from RefSeq and is a predicted model, not a curated record.